UAAUCUUCCAUUGUGGCCUUUAUUCAAACACAUUUGUGUUUAAACAAAUUCUAGUAGAAUUUAAAUUGGUGUGUUUCCCCAAUUGAACACUCCCUUCAGCUGAGCGAUCAGUCCCACUCCGUUCCCCGCUAUGCUGCGCCUCCUAAGCCGCAAGCCUGCGGCGUAUUUUAGCCACGGCCGCCGCUUCCAACAUUCAGCUACCGCCCCGCUACUGAAGGAAACCGGCCUCUAUGGAUUCGACCACUUGAAAACCGCCAAAGGCUUCCAACGCAUGGUCGACGACGCCGUUGAGCGGUCUAAUGAACUUGUUAAUUAUAUCUCUGGAAUGCCUCCAGCUCCUGAAAUCAUCAAAGCAAUGGAUGAAAUAUCUGAUGCGGUUUGCACAGUGAUAGACUCUGCAGAAUUGUGUAGGCAUACUCAUCCAGAUAGAGAAUUUGUUCGGGAGGCAAACGAGGCAUCUCUGCGUUUAAAUGAAUAUCUACAUUAUCUUAACUCGAAUCCUAGUUUAUACAAUGCAAUUGUAAGAGCUGAACAAAAUCAUCACUUGCUUACUGAAGAGGCUCUAAGGGCUGCCCGUCAUCUACGCACUGACUUAGAGAAGGGUGGAAUUCACCUCAGCCCUGAAAAAUUGGAUCGAGUUAAUCAGCUUAAUAUCGACAUACUCCAACUUUGCAGAGAGUUCAAUGAAAAUAUCAUCACUGACCCAGGUCGUGUUGAUAUAUUUCCUGUUUCACGUAUCCCGAAGCAAUUACACCAUCUUACUAAGGCCAUAUAUCGCCCUUCUUCGUUUUCUCCAACGACAACAGUAGGAACAGGCUCUAAUAUUAAAGAGAAAGGACUGCGUCUGACGACAGAACCUAACAGUCUGUGUUCGAUUUUGCAGCUGGUAUCUGACAAUGAGGUUAGGAAACUCGCAUACAUUGCUGGAAAUUCUGCACCACGUGCAAACCUUGUAGUCCUCGAUAAGCUUCUUUCAGCACGUCACGAGCUUUCUGAGGUCUUGGGUUAUAAAACUUAUUCUGAAUUUGCUCUGAAAGGGAAUAUGGCUUCAUCACCUGAAGUUGUUGUAUCUUUUCUGCAUGAAAUGAGUAAAAUGGUCAGGCCCAAGGCUGAGGAGGAGUUUAAGAAGAUUUUGGAUUUUAAGAGGGGAAGAAUAGGACAAUCUGUUGAAGACUUGGAGCCAUGGGAUGAGGCAUAUUUCACUAGAAUGAUGAAGUCCAAUGCGCACAAUCUGGAUUACUCAACUGUUGCAUCUUUUUUUUCUUUGCCACAAUGUAUUGAGGGGUUAAAAUUUCUGUCUGAGUCACUAUUUGGUGUGAAAUUCCGCAAGAUUCCUCUUUGCCCUGGUGAAUCAUGGCAUCCAGAUGUUCUGAAACUAUCUAUACAUCAUCCUGAUGAGGGGGACUUAGGGUGUUUGUACCUUGAUUUGAAAUCAAGAAAGGGAAAGCAUCCUAUUUGUGCACAUUUUGCUAUCAAAGGGGGUAGAAAAAUCUCUGAUACAGACUACCAGAUACCAGUAGUAGCCCUAGUUUGCAAUUUCUCAGGUUCAAAUUUCCAGUCUGUGAGGCUUCACCAUUCUGAUGUAGAAACUCUAUUUCAUGAGUUUGGACAUGCGCUUCACUCGUUGCUUUCAAGGACAGAUUACCAACAUUUUUCAGGGACCAGGGUGGCGCUUGAUUUUGCUGAAACGCCUUCAAAUCUCCUCGAGUACUAUGCAUGGGACUAUCGGUUCUUGAGGACAUUUUCCAAGCAUUAUUCAACUGGUGAUCCAAUACCAGAAAACAUGGUAAAAUCACUGCUUGGAGCUAAAAACAUGUUUGCUGCGACUGAGUUGCAACGCCAGGUCUUCUAUGCAUUGGUUGAUCAAGAACUUCAUACUCAGCUGCCAUCCUCACCUAAAGACUCAAUAUCUAUAGUAGCUGAUUUAAAAAGAGAGCAUAUGUGUUGGGGGUAUGUGGAAGGGACAUGUUGGCAUACCCGAUUCAGUCAUCUUGUUAGCUAUGGUGCAGGCUACUACAGCUACUUGUUCGCGAAAUGCUUCGCUGCCACCAUCUGGCAAAAAGUAUUGCACGAAGACCCGCUGUCGCCAGAUGCAGGGUCUGCCCUUCGUUUCAAAUUGUUGCGGCAUGGUGGAGCAAAAGACCCGGCCAUCAUAUUGAACGAUCUUGUUGGAGAGAGUAGUGCGAUAAGGAAUCAGAAUGGAGGACUCAUCCCGGACAUUACUAGCCUGGCUGAGGAGCUCACACUAUUCAACUAGAGCUUGUUUUCCUCCCAAAACGAGAUGAAAGUAAAUUAGGGGCCAAUUUUGGAGGGAGGCAAACAAUUUUGAGGCAUUCUUCUCUCUUAUCCUUCAUCAUUCUUCUGUUUAAAUUGUUAAUCUGUUGGUCUCUUGAAAUUUAUGCAUAAGUUCAAUUCUAUGCAUAUAAUUAAAUGUGUUUUAGUGGUAGGAAUUUAAUUGAAUGCAUAUGUAUUAUUUGUUGGGAUCAUUGUCUAAUAACCUUGAGCAAUGGUUACCAGUCUAUACCAUAUGCCAAAUUUUGUUUUGUUUCA
Salvia hispanica is the source of this 2550-nucleotide messenger RNA. RefSeq names its product Zincin-like metalloproteases family protein. Gene Ontology annotation, biological process: peptide metabolic process; proteolysis. Lineage: Eukaryota; Viridiplantae; Streptophyta; Magnoliopsida; Lamiales; Lamiaceae. The record is from RefSeq and is a predicted model, not a curated record. Gene Ontology annotation, molecular function: metalloendopeptidase activity.